This is a messenger RNA of Nasonia vitripennis (jewel wasp), 3169 nucleotides long. It is a transcript of the gene Dd, whose product is annotated as CTD nuclear envelope phosphatase 1 homolog. Bases 951 to 1682 code for a protein of 243 amino acids. The record is from RefSeq and is a predicted model, not a curated record. The transcript has 5 exons. Gene Ontology annotation, molecular function: protein serine/threonine phosphatase activity. Lineage: Eukaryota; Metazoa; Arthropoda; Insecta; Hymenoptera; Pteromalidae.
UCGCUCGGGUCGAUCAGCGGAAUAUGGCGGCUGCUGCCCGACUAUACUCGUCGCGUGCACUGCUGCAGUAGUAGUGAGGGACGACGAGGACAACCUAGCGUGUCGACGUAGAAAAGCUAGACUCGGUGCCACAGCCUCCGUCGUCUUCCGGAGCUCGGCUCCAGUCAGCCGCUAGUCCAGUCGCUGUGUUGCGCACCAGGCUCGCAGCGAAAAUCGCCAGUUUUGUAGCUGACGGGGAAGAAGAAGAAGAAGCAGCAGCAGCAGCAUAGUGUAUAGUGAGAGGGAGCAAGAGGGAGAGGGAAAAAGACGAAAGAGAUGAAGACGAAGCUGUCGCGCCGCGUCCCCGGGUCGCCGCAGCGGGACUCAUCGGAGCAGCAGCAGCAACAGCAGCAGAAGAGGUGCCCCGUCAUCGUCAGCAGCACGCGUCAGCGGUUCGCCGCCUGAAUACAUCGUCCGAUCCGCGAGACACCGCGCGUGGGGGUAUUAUAACAGCAGCAGUCCCUUCUGCUCCGAACUCUCAGUCGCGUCCCGAUAUAAACUCGCUCUGUACCUAUAGAGCUUCGUCGGUCGCGAGUGAGUUUGUUUACGACAGCGCAGCAUGCUUGUGUAACGCGCCGCGGUCGACUACGCCGUCGACGAAGAUAGCUGCCGAGGGACCGAGAAACGGAGAGAGACGACACUUGCUACCCACUUGCCGCCGCCGUCGCGGCUGUUUUCUGCUAGUGGCUCGUAUAUAGCUUGGAUGUGCGCGCGCGGAGGACGAGGACAUUUUAUACAGAGAUUCGCGGACACUGAAAUACUUGACUGGUAGAGAUAAGAGACGCAUAAGUAUAACUAUAGAAGAGAAGUGCGUGUGACCGACUGACAAGAGAACUGCUGCUGGUGUGCAGGAGAGAGCGCCGAGGAGCCGGACUUUGGUGCCCGGCGCAGGCACACAAGACUGCUAGAAAAUGCUGAAGCAAUUGCAGAUGGGGAUGAGAGCUUUUCUCUUGAUGGCCUCCCGAGUGUGGACCUGCAUUUGCUUUCUACUCAAGAAGCAGGUUAGAGCCAUCUCGCAGAUGCAACCUGUAAAAUACGAGAUCUUCCCUCUCUCACCGUUAUCCAGGCACAGGCUUAGUAUUGUAAAAAGAAAAGUACUUGUGUUAGAUCUGGACGAAACCCUGAUCCAUUCCCAUCAUGAUGGAGUGGCCAGGCCGACUGUCAGGCCGGGUACUCCCCCUGACUUUGUUCUUAAAGUGACGAUAGACCGGCAUCCGGUUAGAUUUUUUGUUCAUAAAAGACCCCACGUAGACUUUUUUUUGGAUAUUGUUAGUCAAUGGUACGAGCUGGUGGUAUUCACUGCUUCGAUGGAAAUUUACGGUGCUGCUGUUGCUGACAAAUUGGACAACAACAGGGGCAUACUGAGUCGCAGAUACUACAGGCAACACUGCACGCCUGAAAUGGGUUCCUAUACUAAGGAUUUGGCUGCCAUUUGUUCGGACUUGGCAUCGGUCUUUAUACUCGACAACAGUCCUGGUGCUUACAGAGCUUAUCCUCAUAACGCUAUACCUAUCAAAUCGUGGUUCAGCGAUGCAGGAGACACCGCACUUUUGAGCUUGCUUCCAGUGUUAGAUGCGCUUCGUUUUACGCAGGAUGUGCGCUCGGUACUAUCGAGAAAUCUACACUUGCAUCACACUUGGUAGCAUAGUCCUAGUACAACGUUUUGAAGAGUAAGCGAGGGGCAAUAAAAAGAUUACCCUAAAAAACGCUGUUAGCCAAUCUGGCCCAAGAAGAAGCUAUCGGAGCGCGCAUGUCUCACCGAAUCAUCCGAAUGUUCGCCCCAUCUGAAUCACAAUAGAUGGACCCGUUUGUUGACAGCUAUGCCAAUUCACACACUCUACUAUAAUGCGUGAAAGAAGAGCUUUCCUCCGUCAACAGACGCGCCUCAGCACAAAACAUCCUAGUAAAUGAUCUUUCGUCUCUCGAAACAAUACCCUCCCUCUUUUUUUCGGUCACGAUAUACGCAUACAUGCAAAGUUCUUCGACAGGAAAACGUGUUAACUCUUUGCUCAAUCAUGCAUUCUAGCCAAAGAUUCGAGUUUUUUUUUAAUUUUUACCCCAAUUUUUUAAAAAUUGUGAAUCUUUACUUCUAUUUCUUUUAUCGUGACUUGCCAAAUGUAUAUUUUUGUGUAUGGUUUUGAUCCUCUUUCCCCGCCAAGUAUGAUUUCCGUUUGUCUCAUUUUUACUAGGUAGAAUAAUGUAGCACACAAGAGAGAGACUGUAAUCUCCAAGUACAAUGCUUUUAUUACGAUUGUACAUUGUUUGAUCUAGGAUGGCUAAAUAAUUUGCUGUAACUCACUGUAUCAGUGAGGCAGCUAUUUUGAUUAUAUUGUAAUCUAAACAAAAUAUUGAUAAAUCUAAUAAAAAUAAUGAUUUAAUCUAUGAAAACAAAAACUUUGAUUCAGUUGAAUAUUAAUUAUGAUGAUUGACAGGCACCUUGUUCAUGUGGCAGAUACACAUGUACAUACUUAUAUACUCCAAUAUUAUGAUAGCAAUUACUGCAUGGCGUGUACAUACUAGGAUUUAAGCUGUAGGGAAUGAAUGGUUUUUUCAUCAGUCAUCACGAACUGAGAUUAAUGAAUAAUUGGGAUCUUACAUGAUCGAAUAAUGCAAUGUAUAUGUGAUGAAUAAUAUGUAUGCGCAUAACUCCGCGCUUCAGUACAAUCUAUACACGUACCAGAUUAGUGUGAACAUUGGGGAGAAAAUUUAACGCAAGAUCUACUUCUGUUGCAAAAUACCCAGCGUGUAUGUCAUUUGUACAAAAAUAACUAUUGUUUAUUUGUAAUAGUUGAUUAUAUAAGAUUAAAUAAUCAAUUUAAUAUACAAGCAUUAAAAAAAUUUAUUGCAAGAAAAUACAAGUUUUCAUUACCAGUAUAUCUACAAGAUCGCGAUAAUCUUUAUCAGAUUUUUAUUUCUGCAGUAUUGAUUUAUACAUGAGACAAAGACAUAAAAAAGUCAAGUGUAAUCUUUCCAAAGAUAAAAGAAAUAUUUUGAUACAAAUAUGUACAAAAAAAUUUUAUUUUAUCAUGGCUAUGAGCUAUAUAUAACAUCAAGUUAACUUGUAUAAAAUACAAUAUGUACCCACUUUAUAUUGUAUUGUUCAUUUAGAAUAAAAGAGGGUUUUAUUUUA